Messenger RNA from Trichobilharzia regenti, 1154 nucleotides. The record is from the annotation of a GenBank genome assembly. Lineage: Eukaryota; Metazoa; Platyhelminthes; Trematoda; Strigeidida; Schistosomatidae.
AAGCUUGAAGUCAAUUCUCUUAUAUAACUUUGUUGUGAACAGCACCCUUGGCUUAAAGAUUAUUGAUGUAUUAUAUUGAGAUCAGUGAUAUAUUUAUUCCAUUUUUCAGCAGUCUUAUCGUAGUUUCAUAACAGGAAAGAAAUUUGAUCGUGGAGGCGAAAAUUAGAUAAAGUCAUGCUAAGUUGUUUUACUGCAUCAAAUGGUCCCGAGGUCGAUUCCAGAAUUCUCCAUUUGCUCCAUUUGUGUCUGCAUGGCGGACUGUAUUCUUGCUUCUUCAUUUCAGAUCAUGAAUACUCAUUUACGGCAUGUUCGCCAGCGUCUUCAAAUGGUAGAAUUGGAUCGUUCCUGGAAUUUGAUUAUGAAAUAAAAGGUUUGGAAUUAAUCAUAGCAGUUAGAAUACAGUUAAACAUGCCGAGAAGUACUUUUGAUUCAGCAACCGGUGAAUUUUAUAUUCUUUUCGAUCUGGUAUCAGAAUAACCGCGGACCAUUCCAUUAAAUAUGUCGAAUAAGGCAUGCAGGAGCAGAUCAUCACCAUCGAAUGAAUCAACUUGAUCUGAGAUGCAGCUUUCAGCAUGUUUUCGUUAUAUCAUAAAUAUCCAGGUUUAUUGGCGCUGUAUAGGCAGUGAUUUGGAUUAUGACGUAUUUUACAGAGUCUUCGUGCCCAUUUGAAGUAUACAUAUGCUUUGAAAGGAUUACUUUGUUGGCUCCUACCCCCACUGAGUGUUUACAACAGCAGCUGUGGAUUUAUGUAUUUUGGAUAAAAUAUCGCCGCAUUCUUUUUGGGUAGGAGACCAGUUGGUGGAUUAUAAAUGAUGUUCAAGUAACUUUUAUCUUUUCAUGUGAUGUUGCGGUUAUGUCGAGAAUUGGGGACGGAUGUGCUUUGGUGUUAUUGGAGAACCACUCACUCAGGAGUUCACUAAUGAUCUGGGGAUCAUCAUAAAUUAUAUCUUCGUGUUCUAAAUGACUGAUAUUGUUUUCUUCACCCUUCUUCAUCCGUUUUUGCAAGAUUUUGCAGAGUUCCUGGGUUUUAGAGGUGCCCUCUAGGGCUUUAUUUUCCUCGACUUGUGCUUUCAUUUUAUGUCUCUCAUCUAAAUUUUUAAAUAUUUCGUGUAUCAGGUGUAAUGCAUUAAAUUCUUUGUAUAAAUAAAAUCUCC